Somion occarium is the source of this 1557-nucleotide messenger RNA. The record is from the annotation of a GenBank genome assembly. NCBI's taxonomy places the organism in Eukaryota, Fungi, Basidiomycota, Agaricomycetes, Polyporales, Cerrenaceae.
GGUGCAAGUACUCAACGAUGUCACUCAGGAUCAAGAUCCCGAAAUCCGCGGCUGUGCGCGAACCAUUCCAGGGUCAACCUUCGCCACAGUCUGAAGGAAUGUCUUUGCGCAGGAAGGCAUCCAAGAAGCGGUUUGCCCCUGACUAUGACACGGACGAUGACUUUAUGGACGAUGGUGCACACCCUGGUAGUGGGGACGACUAUUUCGAGCCCCGCAUGAAGCGCUCGAAGUCGAAGAGAGCUAAGACUGAAGACACUAUGUCGGUGGACGAUAUAGAGGUUGAUAUAGAUGCGGAAACAGAAUUCGAACAUGCAGUGGUUGCCGUGGAAUCGCCUGUGGACACUCGUUUUCUGCCUAAAGAGGAGGUCAUGGACACUCGCUUCCUACCGGACAGCGGUGCUUCUUUGCAAAGAGCUUCAUCAAAGCAACCUUCGUCCAGCGGAAAGUCAAGGCACAAGUCGAGCAAGUCUGUGGCGGGACCUUCUCAGAAGAAAAGCUCAAAGAAGCGUGUUAUUCUCUCAGAUGAAGAGGAGGAGGCAGAGGUGGAUGUGGUAGUUUAUGAGGAGGACAAGGAGUUUGAAUAUGAACUACCAAAGAAGAGCAUCGGGGGCAAAGGGAAGAGCAUCAUUGCCACAAAGAGCUCGAGCAGAAAGAGCAAAGGUGGCAAGGAGAUAUCGGAUAAAGACGUUGCUUUUAGAGAUGAGCGGAGGCUUGCGCCUCCAAUCCCUUCGUCUUCAAAAGACGUUCCCCCACCACGGACCAAACGAGCUCGUCCCAAAGUCGAAGACCUCGAUGUUACCGAAUUAUUCACAAGUACAACCGCUGACCUCAUCGUGAGAGACAGGGAGCCAACGCCACCACCUCCACCACCUAAGAAACCCAAACUUCCAACCAUCAAGAAGAAUAAGCCACCUGCGACAGGCUCCGCGGCUGCGACGAGACCGCCGUUAACAAGGGCUGCGCCUGAAAAGACCGAUGCGAACGGCUUGCCUAUUCCACUGGCUCGAAAGCCUGCUGGGCCUGCGAGUAACGCUGACUUUGACUUGCGAGACAAAAGUGUCUACGCCCAACUCUUUACGAAGCCUGGUGGGACGACACCAGACUCUGGUCUGAAUCGCAAGGAGAAGGAAGAACAGCGUCGUAGAGAGCUCAAUCGAAUGCGAGACGAGGCUCGAGCAAAGCGAGCAGAGGAAGCAAAACAUGCCUUCGAUUUGCAAGCUGCCGCCAACAAGAUCGCGAAAUACGAGGAUAAGCUCAGAGCUCGGAAGUCUACGGCGCUGUUUCCCAAUAUCCUUGGGGCUUCAUUCAAAGAUGCCUUUGACCGGAGGCAACGUGCUAAGAGGAGAGACGAGCGACUCUAUACCCACUGAUGCUCAAUGUUGGCACCUCUGCGUCAAUUAGUUAUGACAUAUCGUAUCCUUAUUUUCAGUACCUUUUUGGUUGUAAUUUUACCUUUGGACUCUGGAAUCUCAUCGCGCGCUGUAUUUGUCCUCGAGAGAAAAUGUCAUGUCGAAACUGUAUCUGGUUCGAACGCUACACCGUCAUGAAGGGUUUUGG